AUCAUUGAACAAGGACGAUUGCUUGGUUUUUAAGUCGUCUGCUGUCAGGACGACUACUUUAUUCGUAUUUUGGAAGCAAAUUAAGUUUAUUUUUGUUGAUUAGUGUGGAGAAACUCGAAGGAAAAUGUCCGAGGGAGGAAAAGAAUCGAAAACACCCAUGGUGUAUAUAUGCGGUGAAUGCCACAAUGAGAAUGAGAUCAGACCCAGAGAUCCUAUCCGAUGCAGGGAAUGUGGUUACCGUAUCAUGUACAAGAAGAGGACAAAGAGGCUGAUCGUUUUCGAUGCUCGCUGAUCGAUCAAGGGCUUCUUCUAAUUUAGGCUAAGUUAAAUGAAUGAAUAUAUACAUAUUCUAAGCGUAUUUUUUUUAUUGGAUCGUUUAAUAAAUGCGUAGUUCGUAAGUGAAGAUGA
Molecule: messenger RNA, 408 nt
Organism: Nicrophorus vespilloides
Lineage: Eukaryota; Metazoa; Arthropoda; Insecta; Coleoptera; Silphidae
Gene: Rpb12
Product: DNA-directed RNA polymerases I, II, and III subunit RPABC4
Exons: 3
Coding region: 125-292 (55 amino acids)
Biological process (GO): DNA-templated transcription
Cellular component (GO): RNA polymerase II, core complex; RNA polymerase III complex; RNA polymerase I complex
Molecular function (GO): zinc ion binding; DNA-directed RNA polymerase activity; DNA binding
Source: RefSeq, a predicted model, not a curated record